Messenger RNA from Cyprinodon tularosa, 2495 nucleotides. It is a transcript of the gene acss2l, whose product is annotated as acyl-CoA synthetase short chain family member 2 like. The record is from RefSeq and is a predicted model, not a curated record. Gene Ontology annotation, molecular function: AMP binding; acetyl-CoA synthetase activity. The transcript has 19 exons. Bases 268 to 2196 code for a protein of 642 amino acids. Lineage: Eukaryota; Metazoa; Chordata; Actinopteri; Cyprinodontiformes; Cyprinodontidae.
CUGAAUCCAAAGCACUCAUCCUGCACCAUACCACGUCCUCCUCUUCCUCCUCCCUCUGGCUUGGAAACAUAAUGUGAUCAACAUGCCAGUGGAAGCUCAUCCAAUGAAAAAGUGGGAGUGCUCCGUUCCACGACCUGAUUGGCUUCCCUGACACUAAGCAGACUGAGGGAGCAGUCUGCAGAUCCGGGAUUAGAGGAGAAAAUUUACCACCCCCCUCCUGAUCUACAGAGGGAUGCUCAUGUGCCUGAUUUCAGCUCCUAUCUGGAAAUGUACAAGAAGUCGCUGGAGAAUCCAGAAGCAUUCUGGAAGGAGGUUGCAGAUGAGUUCUUUUGGAAGAAGCCAGCAACUGGUCCAAUGCUUCAGUACAACUUUGACGUGACAAAGGGCAACAUAUUCGUCAAAUGCAUGGAAGGAGCCAAAACCAACAUGUGCUAUAAUGUGUUGGACAGGCAUGUGAAGGAAGGGAACCUUGGGGAAAAGGUUGCAUAUUACUGGGAGGGGAACUCGCCGGAACAUCACAAGACUAUCACCUAUGGCCAAGUGCUGAGCCACACCUGUCGCUGUGCCAAUGUGCUCAAACAAUUGGGAGUGAAGAAGGGAGACAGGGUGUCCAUCUACCUCCCCAUGAUCCCAGAGCUCGUCUACACCAUGCUGGCAUGUGCAAGGAUAGGGGCUGUUCACUCUGUUGUGUUUGCAGGAUUCUCCUCAGAGUCUCUGUGUGAGAGAAUCAUGGACGCCCAAAGCAGCGUUCUGGUCACAGCAGAUGGUGUUUACAGAGGAGACAAACUGAUCAACCUGAAGCAGAUCUCUGACGAGGCGCUGGAGAAGUGCAGGGAAAAAGGGUCGUCCAGUGUCACCAAGUGCCUGGUCAUCAAGCAUCACAUGCUCAGGACGAAAACAGGGACGUCUUGUAACAAGCUACAGACCUCCUGGGACUCAGACCGAGACGUGUGGUGGGACGAGGCGAUGAGCGACUCCUCUGAGGAGUGUGAACCUGAAUGGCUGGAUGCUGAGGAUCCGCUCUUCAUCCUCUACACCAGCGGCUCCACCGGCAAACCUAAAGGAGUGGUUCACACUGUCGCUGGCUAUCUGCUCUACACCUUCCUCACCUUCAAAUGUGUUUUUGAUCAUCAACCCCACGACGUGUACUGGUGCACGGCAGACAUCGGAUGGAUCACAGGUCACUCCUACAUCACCUACGGCCCUCUGGCAAAUGGCGCCUCCAGCGUCCUCUUCGAAGGGAUCCCAGUUCACCCGCACGUCGGCCGGUUCUGGGAGAUCAUAGAAAAAUACAGGGUGACCAAGUUUUACACGGCUCCCACGGCCAUCCGCCUGCUGAUGAAGUACGGACAAGAACCCCUGCAGAAGUAUGACCUCUCCAGCCUGAGGAUUCUGGGUAGUGUUGGCGAGCCCAUCAAUCCUGAGGCAUGGCAGUGGUACUACGAGGAGGUGGGUCAGGGUAGGUGUCCUGUGGUCGACACCUUCUGGCAGACUGAGACGGGAGGUCAUGUGCUGACACCUCUACCAGCCGCCACACCUCUGAAACCAGGAUCAGCUACCUUUCCUUUCUUCGGAGUAGAGCCCACCAUCCUGAAUGAACAUGGAGAGGAAGUGGAAGGCGAGGCUGAAGGUUAUCUGGUUUUUAGAAAACCCUGGCCGGGAAUAAUGCGCACAGUUUAUGAAAACCACGAGCGCUUCGAAAACAUCUACUUCAAAAAAUUUCCAGGCUUUUAUGUGACUGGUGAUGGUGGCAGGCGGGAUAAAGAUGGGUACUUCUGGAUCACAGGGAGGAUAGACGACAUGUUGAACGUGUCGGGCCACCUUCUGAGCACAGCGGAGGUGGAGGCGGCGCUGACGCUGCAUCCAGACGUGUCGGAGGCUGCUGUGGUGAGCCGACCUCACAAGGUGAAGGGAGAAUGCCUCUACUGCUUUGUCACUCUCAAAGACAGAAGGGAGUUCGACAAGAAGAUGGUGGAGGAGCUCAAGAAAAUGGUAAGAGAGAAAAUCGGACCAAUUGCCACGCCAGACUUCAUUCAAAACGCCCCAGCACUGCCAAAGACGCGCUCAGGAAAGAUAAUGAGGCGAAUACUCCGCCAAGUUGCUCGCAAUGAGAGGGACCUGGGGGACCUCUCUACUCUGUCAGACCCCAAGGUGGUGGAGGUGUUGUUCAGCCAGAGGAGCGAAGCAGCUACCUGAGGAAACAUCUUUAUCUUGUUCGUUGUUCUGUGAUUAUGCAACAGUACUGAUGAAGACAAUCUAAGCAGCUGGAUUUGUUAAAUCUGCUCUGUUCCGCUCAGAUAAAGACAUUUAAAUAAUAAUAAUGAUAAUAAUAAAUAACCAAAGAAAAUGUUGCGGUUUAUUUUGUAGAUUUUUGGGCCAAAAUAUUGCAGAUUUUAAAUGAUUUAUUUUCUUGUAUUUUCUGCUGAAACUUUGUGUAUAUUUUCACAAUGCAUUAUUUUCCAUGACCUGCUCACAAUAAAGUCUGUCCUCCUUGU